Sitophilus oryzae (rice weevil) is the source of this 969-nucleotide messenger RNA. RefSeq lists its product as uncharacterized. NCBI's taxonomy places the organism in Eukaryota, Metazoa, Arthropoda, Insecta, Coleoptera, Curculionidae. The coding region runs from base 1 to 969 and encodes 322 amino acids. The transcript has a single exon. The record is from RefSeq and is a predicted model, not a curated record.
AUGCCUGGGACAUCGGUUAGCGGUCAUGCACUAAGCGAGGUUGCCGGCUCGUGUAAAAUUAAGGAAGGUCUUCUGACUACCGCGCUAGUAUAUGUACAGGUCGGAAAACGUCGUGAAAAAUGUAGAGCGAUGUUAGAUAAUGGUUCUCAGGGUAAUUUUAUUACGGAACAGUUAUGCGAAAAAUUGAAUUUAACGCCUACUAGAGUGAAUCACGUGGUAGAAGGCGUAGGAACAGCGACUACAAGUGUAAGCCGAUUUGUAGAAAUAUCUGUAAAAUCUCGACUUACAGAGUUUUCAAUUAAUCUAGAAUGUAUGGUCCUUCAAAAAAUUACUAGUAAAAUUCCAAGCACGUCAUUUCAUAAAGAUAUUUUAAAUUUAACGAAUGAUCUAAAAGAGGUAGAGUUUGCUGAUCCUAAUUUUAAUAUUUCACAAGGAAUUGAUCUAUUAAUAGGUACCGGAGCGUUUUGGAAAUCUUUAUGGCCCGAAAAGAUCGAGUUAGGAGAAAAUCUUCCUGUAAUGCAGAACUCUGAAUUCGGUUGGAUAAUUGGUGGCGAGUUAUCAGCUAACAAGCCUAUCUCUAGUUCAAAGUGCUUUUUAACCAUCAGUGUAGAUAACCGUGGUUUAGAGCAACAAAUUGAGAAAUUUUUGGAAUAUAGAGGAGUUGCCAAAAACAAAGUUCAGUUUUCAGAAUCAGAUAAAAUAUGUGAAAAAUAUUUUAAACAAACGACGACACGCGAUCCUGAUACAAAUAGAUUUAUAGUGAAAAUACCGUUCAAGGAUAAUUUAAAAUUGCUUGGUGAUUCACGUGAAAUAGCCUUAUCUCGGUUUCUUGCAUUAGAACGUAGAUUUUUAAAAAAUGAAAACUUGAAACAGGAAUACGUAAAAUGUAUGCAAGAUUUUGAAAUUUUAAAUCAUAUGGAAGAAAUCGAAGAUACAGAGCCUGAAGAUCCGCAAGUAGUUAUUAUCUGA